GCUCCCUAGGGCUGUUUUCUUCUCCCGCUGGAGCCCGACACGGGGAGCUUGCUGGGCUGCUGAGCUCUGACUCUUCCUGAACUCAGCCCUGCCUGAACCGUGUCGCGCCACAGGCUCUGCCUCUCUCGGUCUCCCUCGCGUUUCAACCUCCUCCUCUCCUCCGCUUACUUUAGCGUUCGACCAGACGUCUCGGGUUUUCUUCCUCGAUUUUUCCUCUCUUUCUGCAUCCCGGCCCCUCCUUGCUACCCCUCAGUUCAUCCCUGUUUCAUUGCUCGGGAAUAUUGUCUCGCGUCCCUUUACUUUUUUCUAAACUACAAUCUGUAAUCUCUUCCAUAUUCCGCACUAGUGGAAAAGUAUAGUUUUCUGAGGGUUUCAGGGCCUCCGCUUAAAAACAGAACUUUCAGAUCUUCUCGUGAUUUUCGUUUGAUCUUCAGCCAGGAGCUGAAUAUUUUCUUCUUUAGGUAACUUAGGUGAAGGUUGGCUUUUCACCAUGUUUGGCGUUUUUUUAAACACUCGCAAAACGUUGUCACAGAUUCCUCGGUGGACUCCACCUUUUGACUGAUUCUUUAAAGGUGAAGUUAUCCAAGAACUGAAGUCUGAAAGUGAUUGCCAUGGUCAGUUGUUGGGAGGUUCACUAACCUGAUUAAGAGUAGUCCACCUGAACAUCGCAGGAUUUCAGAGUCUAGCCUGUUAUCUCUGUGGUGCAUUAGUGCUUAUCAUUCCAUGAAUCGCUAGUGGUGAGGAGCUGGAGACCUGAACUGAAUCCUGGCUCUUCUGCUUGACCGCAGGCAAGGCCAUAUUGUAAUUCUGAAUCAUGUCUGAUAACGGAGAACUGGAAGACAAGCCUCCGGCGCCUCCCGUGCGAAUGAGCAGCACCAUUUUUAGCACUGCAAGCAAAGAUCCUUUGUCAGCUAAUCACAGUUUGAAACCUUUGCCCUCUGUUCCAGAGGAGAAAAAGCCCAGGAAUAAAAUCAUCUCUAUCUUCUCAGGCACAGAGAAAGGAAGUAAGAAGAAAGAGAAGGAACGGCCAGAAAUUUCUCCUCCAUCUGAUUUUGAGCACACUAUCCAUGUUGGCUUUGAUGCUGUUACUGGAGAAUUCACAGGCAUGCCAGAACAGUGGGCUCGAUUAUUACAGACCUCCAAUAUCACCAAACUAGAGCAAAAGAAGAAUCCUCAGGCUGUGCUGGAUGUCUUAAAGUUCUAUGACUCCAACACAGUGAAACAGAAAUACCUGAGCUUUACUCCUCCUGAGAAGGAUGGCUUCCCUUCUGGAACACCAGCACUGAAUACCAAGGGAUCAGAGACACCAGCAGUAGUAACAGAGGAGGACGAUGAUGAUGAAGAGGCUGCUCCCCCUGUUAUUGCCCCACGACCGGAUCAUACAAAAUCAAUUUAUACACGGUCUGUAAUAGACCCUAUUCCUGCACCAGUUGGUGAAUCUAAUGUUGAUGGUGGUCCUAAGUCUUCUGACAAACAGAAAAAGAAGACCAAAAUGACAGAUGAAGAGAUUAUGGAGAAAUUAAGAACUAUCGUGAGCAUAGGUGACCCUAAGAAAAAAUAUACAAGAUAUGAGAAAAUUGGGCAAGGGGCUUCUGGUACAGUUUUCACUGCUACCGAUGUGGCAUUGGGGCAGGAGGUUGCUAUCAAACAAAUUAAUUUACAGAAACAGCCAAAGAAGGAAUUGAUCAUUAAUGAGAUUCUGGUAAUGAAAGAAUUAAAGAAUCCCAACAUAGUUAACUUCUUGGACAGUUACCUGAUGGGAGAUGAAUUGUUUGUGGUGAUGGAAUACCUUGCUGGGGGAUCACUUACUGAUGUUGUAACAGAAACCUGCAUGGAUGAAGCACAGAUCGCUGCCGUAUGCAGAGAGUGUUUACAGGCAUUGGAGUUUUUACAUGCUAAUCAAGUGAUCCACAGAGACAUAAAAAGUGACAAUGUGCUAUUGGGGAUGGAAGGAUCAGUUAAACUUACUGACUUUGGUUUCUGCGCCCAGAUCACCCCUGAGCAGAGCAAGCGAAGUACCAUGGUUGGAACGCCAUACUGGAUGGCACCAGAGGUGGUCACACGGAAGGCUUAUGGCCCUAAAGUGGACAUAUGGUCUCUGGGUAUCAUGGCUAUUGAGAUGGUGGAAGGAGAGCCUCCUUACCUCAACGAAAAUCCCUUGAGGGCGUUGUACCUGAUAGCAACUAAUGGAACCCCAGAACUUCAGAAUCCAGAGAAGCUUUCUCCAAUAUUUCGGGAUUUCUUAAAUCGAUGUUUGGAGAUGGAUGUGGAGAAAAGAGGUUCAGCCAAAGAAUUGUUACAGCAUCCCUUCCUGAAACUGGCCAAACCAUUGUCUAGCUUGACGCCGCUGAUCAUGGCAGCCAAAGAAGCGAUGAAGAGUAACCGUUAGCAUCACUGCCGUGGCCUCAUGUUUUUUCCAUUUUCUAAAAGAAGUCUUUUAAUAUAUGAAAAUUAUUACUCUUUCGGGGUUUAAAGAAAUGGUCUGCAUAACAUGGAGGAAAAAAGCAAGCUAUUACUUCCUGAAGACAACCAAGAGAAAAUUCUAAAACAGAAUGACAACUUUCUAUUGAAUCCCUUCUGUAGGGUCCAAGAGGAAUUGUAGACUGACUCACGAGCCUUACUUCUCUCAGCAGACAGCCCAGCAGGGCCAUUUAUCAUGCUUGAGAUUUGCAUUUUAUUUUGCUGAUUUCAUUGUAGUAGAUCCCAUUCAUUGUCCCUUCCGGAGUAUUUUCAGUACUUGAAUGGCAGAUUUGAGUUUUUCAGAGUAUUUGUUUCAUCUGCUACUCUUCUUUUCUCUCUCCUUCAUAGCUUUCUUUUUCCUUGACCUUGCUCUUUUGAGUUGCUUUGAGAAAUUUUUCUUAUGCCUAAAUUCGGGGCAAAUGUGAGAGAAAUUAUGUGGCUCCUUAUAUUGGCAAAGGAGCUCAAUAUGGUUUAACUUUGUAUAGAAGUUAGGACCAGCUGUUGUUACAUGUAAUAGUUCAGAAUUUGAACUUAAAGGAAGGGAAGAAAAGUAUGUGAUUUUUACCUUUUUUAACAAAUGUGAAAGAGUCAGUUUUAGAAAUUUCAUGGUAGUGAGUUGGUUGCCAUUUGUUACAUGUAUAAAGAGAGAAGACUAAUGAUCUAUAUUUAUGACUAAAUCAUUGAGACAGAAAAAGAAUCCCAUUGACUCUACAUCCUUACAAUUUCAUUUUCCUUUCUGACUGUUUCCUCUUCAGAUUUGGCUUCAGGAACCGAAGUGGUUUGUCCUUGUUCCAACUUGGGCUGGGGCCACUACUUUCUCCUUCCCCAUUUUCUCCCUUGAUUUUGGAAAUAAGUUUCUGUAUAUGUUGUAAUUUUAGUUAGUUUGUUUGUUUUUUAAUUAACUCUCACCCGGCUCCUUCCCUCCCCCCGUGGUAAAUAAUGUAAUAACCAUUGAAUUUUCAGAAUUUAAAAGUUAACUUUUUUCCCCAUUUAAAGGAGAGAAAUAUUUGGAGCUAGCAGAGACAGAGUGGCCGACUUGAACCUUGGUGAGCUGUAAAAUAAUUAGAUGAGAUUAUAUUCAUGAAAGAGAAAUGUCAGUUACAUCGAGAUGCAGCUUCUGACCAAUAAAAUGUAGAGAUUUGUUAUAAACAUUGUUCCCAACCCAUUACCAACAUUAUACUGUCUAUGAGUACUUAAAUGACAAAGUCCUUCUUGAUAAAUUUAUGGAUUAUUUGAGAUGUUUUUCAAAUAAAUAAAUAAUAUGUAAAAAAAAAAACUGGAGGAAGGAAGAAAAGUGAAAUGUGCUUGUUGAUAGCAAUACUUUUUUUAUUUUAAAGAUUUAAAAAAGGUCUGUGACCUGUAGCAUUAAUUAUUAGAGUCCUUUUCUCCUCCCUUUCCAUCCCCUUCUCUUCUUUCUCUCUUCUUCUCUCCUUAUGUUUUUUUUUUUUGUUUUGCCUCUGGAGGUAGUAUGGUCCCUUCUGACAUGCCAAAAGCCACAUAAAGGAGAAGAUUCUGUGGUUUGGUUCCGGCAUUUUGUUCCCACCGUUUGCUCCUAAUUAACUUCACAUCUACUCACCAUCCUGCAAUAGUACAAAUCAUGAAUAAAAAUAAUUUUGAUGUUUUGUAGUACAUUAGGGGAACUAGGAGAGUUUGAUUUCCUAUCAUUCCCAUCACAUCUGUGUUAAGAUACAGGUAUAAGGAUAGAAAUGGCUGUUUAUUGAUAAUGCAGGAAGGUUUUUACAAAAAGGAGUAAAAUAAUUAAUGAAACUUACAUCUAGAGCACUUACUGACCUCUGUUUUCAAUUUGAUUCUUGAUUUCAUUUUUCUCUGGAUUAUAUUGGCCUUCUACAGCCAUUACUAAAUUACAGAAACAAGCUUGUUUAUUUCUGGUGGAAAGCUACAGUGUCUCUUGAGUUCCAGAUUUGAACAUUGUAAAUAGUUUUCUGGAUGGAUUAUGAUAAAGAAGAUGCUAUCGAUGAAAUAGAAAGCCAACUAGAUGCCAAGACUGUGAUCGUCAUAACCACUCUCGAAGGCACUUCCAUACAUGAGUCAUAAAGACCAUAUUCACUGAAUACAGUGCCAAUGCCCCAUUUUUAUGCCUGUGACUCAACAGAGAUCUUUUCAGUUUAUAGAAGCAGUUUGGGAUUUGUAUUUACAACUUCUUUGAUGGUUACCUGCACGUCCAUUGCUGGCAACGGACUUUGUCAUUGAAACCUGACUCCUAGGUUAAGGGAGCUACACUGUGGUUUAUUCUUUACUUACUUGGAUAAACUAACUUGUAAUAGAAAUAUACUUUGGUUAAUUCUGAAAUGUGUCAUUUUUAAAUAAUCUUAAAAUAAUCUUAAAAGCAAUACGGAAUUGUGAUUUAUUAGUUAAUUUUAAAUUAAAAUGUUCAGAUCUUGUUGAAAGAAAAAUUAUAUCUGAAUCAAGAUUCAUGUUUUGUUAAUAGCUGCUUUUUGUAAUCACCCUCUUUGUCAUCACUUUAGAAUGAAAAUUCCCAUUUAAAUCUAAAAGUUACCUUAGUAGUCCUCUUGUGUUCUAGGACAAUAUUGCUAUAGUACUUAUUUAUUAUAUUUCAGACUCUCUGACGGUCUUAAAGUUUUCUCCUCCUCUUGUUCCUUUUGCUGCUUUUAGGUACAGUUAAAACUGGGAAACUGAAAAUAAUGAAUAUUUUAUCCUACCUAGAGUAGUAAAGGAGUAGUGUGAGUGUGAUGGCAUAAGAAACCAAGGCUAACACAACUCCAUCUUCCUGUGUUGAGUGCCUGGCACAUAGUAUCAACUCUCUUCCCUUCAACAUAUAAAUAUUAAGCUGCUUAAAAUGUAUCUAGUUACCACCAGUCCUAAACGAACCUGUGCCUUUAAUAAGCAAUUUAAAACUACCUAUGAGUAUUUCUUUGUAGGGCUCACAUAAAUACAUGUUUGUUUAUAUAUACUGUAUUCUAGCCAGAAGAAGUUUAGAUCCGAUCAGGCAGUAGCUAUAGUUAGAAAAAGUGGAUGCUUGAAGAAUUUGCAUCAGUUUUUUAAUCUAAAAGUUUUAAGGUAUACUGAGAUCCAUAUCCGGUGAAAUAAAUCAUAUAGAUUAUAGCUAAAAUCUAGAUUAAUACUCAUUUUGUGUUUUUUAUAAUGGAAUUUCAUAGUAAUAUAAAAAGCAGAUCAUCUUCCUUGUUUCCACUGCUCCCACAAAAGAUAUUUAAACAAUUAAAAUCCGUUUUCCACAGUGCGCGUAUAUGUGUGUGUAUAAGAAAGGAAAAAUAUAUGCACACACACACACCUUUUUUUGGUCUCACUCGACAACACACUUAUUGACCACUUUGGCAAAGACACUGUGGUGGACACUGUGGAAAUUACAAAGGAGAAAUCCAGCACUGGCCUGGCCUUGAGAGAACUGAAGUCUUUCUCAUUCACCAUUCUAGAAUGUUGCCAAAUGAGAGGGAGAAAGAAAUGUAUGAUAAUUCUGUCAAACAAAUUUUCAUUCUGUAUUAAGAAAAGCAGAGGAAUAUAUUUGAAAUUGAACAUCGUGGGUAGAAUGUGUUGCUUUUUUUUUUCCUGGUAGAUAGAAAUGGAAUUAAGAGAAAGUAACUUGUCUCUACUGUUUUGUCUUCAAAUUUUAUAUUGACUUUUAUUUUUAAUUUAAUCCCAUUCAAUUAUUUAAUUGUUACAUUGACAUUAACUGCUGUAUUUGAUGACCUUGUUCAAUAAUUUUGUUCUUUCAGGGCUAGAAAUAAACUUUUUUUUAUGUUCACUUCUCCCUUUCCUAAACUUUAA
Equus quagga is the source of this 6225-nucleotide messenger RNA. RefSeq names its product p21 (RAC1) activated kinase 2 (gene PAK2). Gene Ontology annotation, molecular function: protein serine/threonine kinase activity; ATP binding. NCBI's taxonomy places the organism in Eukaryota, Metazoa, Chordata, Mammalia, Perissodactyla, Equidae. The record is from RefSeq and is a predicted model, not a curated record. The transcript has 16 exons. Gene Ontology annotation, biological process: protein phosphorylation; regulation of MAPK cascade; regulation of axonogenesis. Bases 815 to 2389 code for a protein of 524 amino acids. Gene Ontology annotation, cellular component: cytoplasm.